Zea mays is the source of this 2422-nucleotide messenger RNA. RefSeq lists its product as uncharacterized. The transcript has 7 exons. The record is from RefSeq and is a predicted model, not a curated record. NCBI's taxonomy places the organism in Eukaryota, Viridiplantae, Streptophyta, Magnoliopsida, Poales, Poaceae. The coding region runs from base 410 to 979 and encodes 189 amino acids.
UGAAUCAAAAGGAAAACUGGUGUCUGAUGAGAUCAUCAUAAAUCUGCUGUCAAGACGCCUGGAAGAGGGAGAAGAAAAGGGUGAAUUGGGGUUCAUCCUUGAUGGCUUUCCUCGAACCAUGAGACAAGCGGUAAGCUAAUUAUUUGACCUGACCAUAAGUAUGCAAAAACAAAUACUUGCCUUUGAUCAGGAAGCAUUUUUCACUUGCUUUCGUUAACGAAAUGGCCCGAUCUGUGGUUUGGUGGUCAAUGCCAUGUUUUUUUAUUAUUGUCUUAUGCUGGGAGCAAAAUAGAAACAGAGAAUAGCUUCAAUUGAUGCCUUUUAGAACAGAUUCUGUAGAGCAACUCAUGGAUACUUUCUGCUUGUUUUAACAAACGCGACAUCGGGCGAGCUCUGAUGUAGGUAGAAAAUGGCCGAUGCCGAGGAUAUCCAGCCCCUCGUCUGCGACAACGGAACUGGCAUGGUCAAGGCUGGGUUCGCUGGCGACGACGCCCCGAGGGCCGUCUUCCCCAGCAUCGUGGGGCGCCCGCGCCACACUGGUGUCAUGGUCGGGAUGGGGCAGAAGGACGCCUACGUCGGUGACGAGGCGCAGUCCAAGAGGGGUAUCCUGACCCUCAAGUACCCCAUCGAGCACGGGAUCGUCAGCAACUGGGACGACAUGGAGAAGAUCUGGCAUCACACCUUCUACAACGAGCUCCGCGUGGCUCCCGAGGAGCACCCCGUCCUCCUCACCGAGGCGCCCCUGAACCCCAAGGCUAACAGGGAGAAGAUGACCCAGAUCAUGUUCGAGACCUUCAACACCCCCGCUAUGUACGUCGCCAUCCAGACCGUGCUCUCUCUGUAUGCCAGUGGCCGUACCACAGAUUUUAGAGAUUACCUGUAUCGCAAUUUUAGAUAUUCCGUGGAAAAGACGGAAGGCCUGGGUGUGUUCAGAACACAUGUGCUCACAGGGCUUGCCCGCUGCAUCUUGGUUCAGUGAACGAGGGUAGGAUCCAGUGCCCUUACCAUGGUUGGGAGUACUCUACUGAUGGGAAAUGUGAAAAAAUGCCAUCAACAAAUAUGCUCAACGUGCACAUCCAGUCAUUGCCAUGCUUUGAGCAGGAAGGAAUGGGGGUGCAUGGCCUAGGGGGAGGAUGGCGACUAGGUUCAUCGAUGGCGGCAAGCAGCUCGUGUUCGACCACGCGACACAGUUCUUCACUGCGAGCAUCCGCACCGCUGCAGGUGCUGCAUAUCAUCGGCAGAGAGGAUCGAGUUCAGAUCGAUGAUGCAAGGCGGCUGCAUCGUCGAGCUGUAACACCUGCAGCGGUGCGGAUCAAUGAGGGGAUUUUUUUGUACAGGGCCAGGGUAUUACCCCAUGACCUGGUGAAAGGGACCACUGAGCCGUAAUGCAACCAUUGUAACUCUGAAGAUAAUCAGUCAUCUAACAUUUGAUUAUUCAACUAGAUAGAUGAUGCCUCCUUAUGGGACACCACCACCAUAUGCAGCAAUGUAUGCACAAGGUACACCAUAACAGCAGGCACCAAUGCCACCGGGUUCACACCCAUACAGUUCUUAUCCUAUGCAGUCACCAAACGGACAGUUCAAACUCCAAUAAGAAUCUCUUGGCUGCUCACCUGUCGCAUCUUCCCCGAUUCAAAAUCGUCCUGGUCGCAUCUUCCCCGAUUCAAAAUCGCCCAGUUGAGUUUUCCAAUCCUAUAUUUUUUUCUCGAAAGUUUUCCAAUCCUAUAUUCAGUUUGCAGUAACACGAUUUUUGCAUUUAGCCAUUUUUUAUUUUGUUGUAUACUUUCGUACUGCUUCGUAGACAGCAAGCAAUGAUUAUUGAAACUAAUAGUAAGAAGAAUGCCCCAUCUAUUGACUCCAAAGCCCACGUUCUUUUGUAAUUCUAUAGUGAAACUUUGUCAAUUAUUAGGGUCCUAGAUUCAGUGACCGUUUAUCCACCCCAUGUCAAUGUCUUGCAACUAUAUGUUCAUCUUAAAUGCAGUUCUUUUUUUUUCAAUUGGUGAAUAAAUAAAAUAUAUAGCCUUGUAAGGCUGACCUGGUUUCACUACGUUCUGGUUUCCCAUGUUUACAUCUAGCACCUUUGAACUGAACAUGUGUCAUUUAAGAUACGAGAGUUGAGUAGUAUUGUUUGAUGUAAAUCUCUACCACUAUAAAACACCUUUCUACCGUUGGCAUGCGUUAACACAGUGAUAAUUUGCAAAUGCAAAUUAGCACUUUGAACUGCAAAGAGGUCUACUGUUCAUAUUAUUUCCUAUGAGGUAGUAUGUCUAUGCGUUAACACAGUGAUAAUUUGGUAGUAUGUCUUUUGUCUGAGCAACUUCUGUUGUGGUUAUUGUUUAUAAUAAUGGCCUACAUGUAGUAUUCAUUUUCUCUGUAGUAUAAUAAGCCCAUUAAAACAAUUGAAUGCCAUUGUCCGUGCAUC